GAAAAUUCUAACGAAGAGGUGAAGAUAUCGGCAGUGAAGGCCACCUCUGCCUUCAUUUUAGUUCACGAAACAGAAAAAUCAGUUUUAAAACAGAUGAGUGAUUGUAUUCUUCCAAUGAUUCACAUCAUGUCCGCAUGUAUUGACACCGAAAGCGACGAUUCGGCUCUUAAAUCAUUUAUAGAUAUCUCUGAGAAAUGUCCGCAAAUACUUCGACCACAGUUUGAAGCCUUAAUUGAAGUUUGUCUCAAGACUUUGUCAAAUGUGGAAAAGCCUGAUUCGUGGAGGCAUUUGGCACUCGAAGUGAUCAUAUCUUUAGCAGAAAACGCUCCGUCGACUGUCCGAAAGAGGGGUUCGCCUUAUCUCUCGAUUUUAAUUUCUCAGUUGCUUCUAAUGAUGACUGAUUUGGAAGACGACCCGAACUGGUCUUUAAGUGACGAAGAAGAGGACGACGACUCUGAGAGCAAUGCAGUGAUCGGUGAAAGCAGUUUAGACCGACUCUCCUGUUCUAUAGGCGGCAAAACAGUGCUUCCUUUGGCCAUAACAUCGAUCUCUCAAAUGUUGCAAAACAGUGAUUGGAAGCACAGAUUCGGUGCAUUGAUGGCCAUAUCGGCGGUGGGAGAGGGCUGUCACGACCAAAUCACUCCAAUGCUUAGCCAAAUAGUUGAAGCAAUUAUACCAUUCCUUAAUGAUUCCCAAGGCUGUCACGACCAAAUCACUCCAAUGCUUAGCCAAAUAGUUGAAGCAAUUAUACCAUUCCUUAAUGAUUCCCACCCGAGAGUCCGAUACGCGGCCUGUAAUGCUUUGGGACAAAUGGCCACUGAUUUUACGCCAUUAUUUGAGAACAAUUUCCACUCUAAAGUAGUGCCCGCUUUGCUUAUACUACUCGAUGAUUACGCUAACCCUCGAGUCCAGGCACACGCCGGCGCCGCUCUCGUGAACUUCUUCGAAGAGUGUCCGCAAAAGAUUGUCGUUAAUUAUAUGGAAAGUGUUGUCAACAAAAUUGAACAAGUUUUAAAUAUAAAGAUCAAAGAGCUAAUGGAAAGGGGAUCUAAACUGGUUUUGGAGCAAAUUGUGGUCACUUUAGCCUCUUUGGCCGAUUCAGCUCAAGAAAAUUUCCAAAACUAUUACGACAAGUUUAUUCCGUGUCUGAAAUUUAUUAUACAAAACGCGACGACCAAAGAGCUAAGACUUUUGAGAGGCAAAUGCAUUGAAUGCAUAAGUCUUAUAGGUUUGGCCGUUGGCAGUGAAAGAUUUUGUUCGGAUGCCAACGAUAUAAUGAAUUUAUUGCUACAAAACCAAACCGGAGAACUCAUACUCGACGACGACGACCCACAGUUAUCUUAUAUGAUCUCUUCGUGGGCGAGAAUUUGCAAGAUCUUAGGCAAUCAAUUUGAGCCAUACCUGCCAUUUGUUAUGCCCUCUGUCCUAAAGGCGGCCGCAAUUAAGAUAGAAGUGGCACUUCUUGAUCAAGACGACAUGAAAGUGGUUGAAGACGACAACGACUGGCAAUGUGUUAAUUUAGGCGAUCAGCAAACUUUUGGCAUAAAGACUGUUGGACUCGAAGAGAAAGCAACGGCGUGUCAAAUGUUGGUCUGUUAUGCGCGCGAAUUGAAGCACGGAUUUGCCAAUUAUGUGGAGGAAACCGUUAAGAUUAUGGUUCCGAUGUUGAAGUUCUACUUUCAUGAUGAUAUCCUUGAUCUCAAUAACCAAAUUAUUUGUAUCGACAAAUUGGGAAAGAAUUGUUUGAAUGAAAGUCAAUUGCAAGACUUGAUCAAAGUUAUUGACUGUCAUCUUAAGGAACACUUCGAAAGACAUCGUUUACGCCAAGAGAAGCGAAACGAUGAGGACUACGACGACGGCGUUGAAGAAGAGCUCGUCGACGAGGACGACGACGACGUGUAUGUGUUGAGUAAAGUGGCCGAUAUAUUGCACUCACUAUUCAUUGCUUAUAAGAAUGAAUUUUAUCCCUACUUUGAUUUAAUUUAUCAACACUUCAUUAAUCUGGCGUGUGAGGGCAGACCCUAUACUGACCUGCAAUGGGCUGUUUGUGUUAUGGACGACGUUAUAGAACACGGCGAACAAUAUUGUGUGAAAUACGAGGCAUUCUUUUUGCCCCUUUUGUCAACUGGAGUUCAAAGCACUUACUCUGAGGUGAGACAGGCGUCGGCUUAUGGUAUAGGGGUUUUGGGCAAACAUGGAGGACCAACAUUUGCUAAGCAUUUAUCCGAAUAUAUUCCACUAUUGGUUCGUAUGAUAAGCGAUCCAAACGCACGAUUGGCUGAGAAUAUAACGGCCACUGAAAAUGCCAUUUCGGCCGUCACUAAGAUUUUGCAGUUUAACAGCACUCAAUUAGACGUGGAGGCGAUUCUUCCGGUUUGGUUGAGUUGGCUUCCAGUCUGGGAAGACGAGGAAGAGAUUCCUCACAUCUAUGGCUUCCUAUACUGUCUACUCGAAAGAAACCAACCGACAAUAAUGGGUGCAAAUAAUAGCAAUUUACCGCAUAUUGUGGCAGUUAUUGCCGAAGUGUUGGCCCGAAUGGCCAUCGAUUCUAAUAGUGAUUUGGGACAGAAAUUGAUUUCAUACCUUCAAUUCGUAAAAUCGGACGCCAAUGCGUUUGCAAAUUGUUACCAACGACUGACUGCCGAACAACAACAGUCAUUAAAUCAGGUGUUACUCUAAAUUAAUUGAUUAUUAUAUAGGAUAUAACCAAAUGACUAAAUAAAAAUUCAAUAUUUAUUUA
Molecule: messenger RNA, 2740 nt
Organism: Medioppia subpectinata
Lineage: Eukaryota; Metazoa; Arthropoda; Arachnida; Sarcoptiformes; Oppiidae
Source: the annotation of a GenBank genome assembly